Torulaspora globosa is the source of this 702-nucleotide messenger RNA. RefSeq names its product Mic27p (gene MIC27). The transcript has a single exon. NCBI's taxonomy places the organism in Eukaryota, Fungi, Ascomycota, Saccharomycetes, Saccharomycetales, Saccharomycetaceae. Bases 1 to 702 code for a protein of 233 amino acids. The record is from RefSeq and is a predicted model, not a curated record.
AUGGGUCCAUCCUUCUAUGGUUCAGGAAAUGUCGAAUCGACCGAACAAAAGGGACCAAUUGUUCCUUCUGUGAUGAAUGCGUCGCCGGAGAUGGAAACAAGUACGCUACCCACUGGAAACCAGAUAACAGAAUCUGUUCAGAUCACUCACACUCUGCGGAAAUGGAGGAAUAUGCUAAUAAACAAGAUAGAUCUUGUGAGAGCCGAAUGGGAGACCCAAAAGAGUGCUGCUAGGAAUGAACUUGCCUCUGCUGAUGAAUACCUGCAAAAGAACGUCUUUACUGAUACUCACGAAAACCAGGAAUUGCUAGUUCCCUCUACGAUUCUGUCCCUCGGCGCCUUUUUCUCCGGUAGAGUGUUGAGCAACCCAUUGAAUUGGGGCAGCAAGAAGAAUAUCCUCGCAGGCCGGCCGUCACUGCUGGGCAAGGUCUGUACAAGCAUUCCAGCGAGACUACUACUUCCCAUUGCGCUAGCUAGCACCGUUUUCUACCAGCUGACUCCGGUGACUGCCGUCAACGUCGUCGAUACCAUACAGAAAGACGUGCUACCCAAGCCCGUCGUGGACGACUGUCGCCGGUUAUGGAAUGAAUACUAUGUGCAUGGCCUAGCUAAAGCGACACGUAGUUUGAGCACCAAUUGCAACGACCAAUUGCAGAAGGGCGUGAGAUUUGUAAGAGAAAGCAUAAACAAUGCCUUAAACUAA